CAGACGACAAAAUUACAGGAUGGUGGCGAAUCUUCCACUCUCCAGAACCGUCAACAAGCUCGGUGGUCCAGGGCAGACUUCAACAUCAUUCAGGCUUCACCAUGGAUAAGGUGUCACGGGCUAUAUAUUACCUUCGGACGGCCGUUCGCAGAAUGUGUCGAGGACAACCUCUCGUUUGCAAUCGCCACGGGACCGAGCUUGUUACAUCCUUUCAAGACAUUUGCUAGCAAUGACAGCCUCCAGCGAGUUUAUCAAGCCCAGCUCAUCCAAGUAUGAGACGGUUGGCACCACCAUCAUCCCAGCAACCAUAAUCCAAGCAACGAAUGUCGAGGCGAGAGAACUCAGAUCCAGAUUCAGUGUCCUGGCGGCAAUUGGCAUCCAGUACAGUAUUACUGGCACGCCUCUGGCCAUCGGCAGUUACCUUGCAUUUAUCCUCGGGGCUGGAGGCAGCCCGUUCUUCUUCUAUGCCUUCUUGGUCGCCUCUGUGGGACAGCUUCUUGUCUGCACAAGUUUGUCUGAGAUUGCUUCAGUAUACCCGCAUGCUUCUGGCCAAGUCUAUUGGACGGCGGCUCUCUCGCCCCCGAAAUGGAAGCGCUUUCUCAGUUAUGUCAACGGCUCAGCUACGUCUCUUGGCUGGAUCUUCGCUAACACGGGCACCUUCGUGCUCUCUGCCCAGAUCAUAUCGGCGGCUGCACAAGUCGGAUUUCCCGAAUACAAGGUCAAGCUUUUCCACAUAUUUCUCAUGUCGCUGUCAUGUGCCACGCUCGGAUUGAUUCUAAACAUCUGGCUUUUCAACUUCUACCCACAUAUGACAAAGUUCAUGGUUGUUUUCAUCAAUUUGGGAAGUGUCUAUAUUCUCGUCGCACUUCUAGUGCGCACUCACCCGAAGGCAUCGGCGCACACCGUUUUUGUCGAAGUGAUCAAUGCGACUGGGUGGAGUUCUGAUGGACUCGUCUUCCUACUUUGCUUCCUACCAGGCUACGUGGCUGUCAGCUCUUUUGAUACGGCAGCUCACAUGAGCGAGGAAAUGGACGCCCCGGACCGCCAGGUCCCACUGGUCAUGAUGGGUAGCUCUAUAAUGAGCGUGCUGACGGGUAUCCCUAUGAUCCUGGUGUACCUCUUUUGCUCCUCACAGCCGGAAAGACUUCUCUCGCCGGUGGGCGGUCAGCCGAUCUUUCAACUCUUCCUGGACGGCUUUGACUCAAAGGUGCUUUUCACAAUUGCACUAGUCAUAUACUGCCUUGUUUAUCUUUCGUCCUGUCCGGCGACUAUAGCGACGGGUAGUCGUCUUAUCUGGUCCUUCGCCAAACACGGCGCUCUGCCUUUUCCUGAAUGGGUGGGCUAUGUCGAACAACAUAGCCAAAUUCCGACCAACGCCGUCUACCUUACGACAAUCACCUCCGCGCUAAUCGGCCUCCUUAUGUUCGGGCCGUCAACCAUUCUCAACGGCAUAUUCGGUGCAUCCGCGGUGUGCUUCUUCUUCUCUUACGGGUUGCCCAUAUGGUUAAAUGUCGGAACCCGCCGCCGUCAUCUUCAUCCACAACGCUACUUCAACCUUGGAAAGUUCGGCUUCUUCAUAAACUAUCUUGCGAUUGCUUGGCAGAUUCUGACCGUCAUAUUCUUGAAUUUCCCCACCUACCAGCCAGUCACCCCUACCAACAUGAACUGGGCGUCUGUGUGUGGAGUGACAGGUUUGGUCAUCUUCGGGAUAAACUGGUUGGUGUAUGCUCGCACACACUAUCAUGCUCCUCAUGCAUUGUUUGUUGAACAUCUUGCUGCUCGGCUGCAAGUCGCCGAGAAUGUGGAAAGAUAAAGGGCUACCAGUUUCGAAGUCAGAGAGGGUGGAAGCACUAGAAAGGUUGGGAAAUUGUGUGACGCCGGAAAACAGCCAUUGCGCGGAUCAAGACGAUGAUUAACUCGCGGCAUGAUUGUAACUCAAUGCAAUUUCACGGGAAGGACAUGAACCUGACACAGCCAGGCAAUCUUGGUGCUCGACUUGUACACAUGAGCAAGGACAAAUCACCACAUCGCGGGCCCGAAAGAAUCUUCAAUGUAUCUGAUAGACGCAGCAGUCGCCGGAGCUUUUCCUGGUAAAUCGAAGAAUACUUACGGAAGCUUUUCCCAAAACUGAGUCUGCCUUGAAUGUGAGCGCAACAAGGUGGUAAAGAGUUGUACCACCAUAGCGUCCUUUGGGUAACGCCAGCCUAGCUACUUUAUUGUGAAAAACUAGUUCUCAUUACAUUAUCAGAUUCGAUAAUGUACAUGAUGCGCAACUGUUUCACUGGCUGGACGCUACUGAGUCGACCGUAAAUAUGCCAUUGGUUCAAUACAUCCCCCUAAAAGCUCCCUAAAGCUUGCCAGUGCGUUCAUGCUUGAGCUCUCCAUCCACUUCUUUUGCGACUAGCGUGGCAGAUUCUAUUGCGCCGUCGAUAAAGCCUCUCCAGCCGUCAGAAAUGUCGCCACUGGCAAAUUUCAAGUUUCCCACACCGCAUUGCAACAGGGAUAAAUAUCGAGUCAUAUAUUUUGGCUGGAAUAGACACCAACUGCCCCGUGCAUACGGGUCAUUGUUAAAGUCGCCAAACACCUGUGGGAGGGAUCCAUAGACUGGAACACCUCCAGCUGCUCUUGGGGAUUCUCGCGUGGUACACGACCGUCUCCGGCAGUGAAAACAACAAGAUUCGUGGUGGUUGUCGAGUUGGAGUAAGGAUCGCCGCUCAUCAUUGUCACUCCGUUGUUCACGAAUUUCACGCCGGUCCACGAGCGCCAUUCCUUCCCGUCAACCACUGCGUGGACUUUCUGCGUGAGAUUGGACCUUGAGCUGGCAAUCGCUUCCGCCUUCGGGAUCGGCAGUUCCGGAACGAAUUUAAUUGUUCUGAGGACCAUCAGGGGGAUGGUACAAAUGACCUUGCGAGCAUGGAAGACAUUGCCAUUCGCUGCCACGACAGAUGCGACCUUGAGACCAGACGUAUCAAUCGAUUGAACCGGGGUGGAAAAUGUCCAAGAUAAGUUCGGGUUGGAGCUGAUUUCAUCGAAGAUGGCCCGGAGAAGGGACGUCUGACCUCUUUUCAACUUGUAGCCGACCAUGCGGGCGUUGUAAUCCUCGGAAGUCCCCCCUCCGAGUACCCAGCGCUGAAGAAGGUCAAAGUAGCUCGCUUCUUCAAGCGGCGGACCACACAUUGCCAUCGUGAAUGCUUCUAUCAUGGCGAUCUCAACUUCGUUCAAUUCACCUUUUAAUUGUGAAAAUCGGUCGGCAGCCGACAUUUUGUCGAAGUGGACUGCCCGAGCGAUGUUUGAAAGUGGACUAUGCGGCAGCGGAACUACAUCAGAGGCUCUCUCGCCGUCCGGGUUGUAGUAAAGUUGCAAGCAUUUCUCCAGAAGGUUAUGCUGUCAGGCUCCAGGACAGAUUAGUGGUCAUUUUCCUAUAACCUAGCCCGCAUUCAGGGGGUGGAGCAGGGUUGAAUUCAGUCGUACCAGUUCAUGGGGUUCCCAUGUCUUUUUUUCACCAUUCAAGAAAGUCACAGGUAGAGCCGAGCCUUGGAAAUAUUCCCGGCAGUUCUUGACCUCAUUUUUCAAGCCAUAGCGGACUAGCUCUACCCAAAAGUGAGGUUGAGCCCAAUGAAUGUAGGUACCACCGAUAUCGAGAUAGUCCCCGUUCUCGGUCUGCGUGGUCCAAGUACGGCCGCCGAUGCGGUCACGAGCCUCGAUUAGGAGUACUUUAUAGCCUGCCAGGUGAAGGAGCAUUAUCA
Messenger RNA from Exophiala dermatitidis NIH/UT8656, 3746 nucleotides. RefSeq lists its product as uncharacterized. The transcript is spliced from 3 exons. Gene Ontology annotation, cellular component: membrane. The record is from RefSeq and is a predicted model, not a curated record. Lineage: Eukaryota; Fungi; Ascomycota; Eurotiomycetes; Chaetothyriales; Herpotrichiellaceae. Gene Ontology annotation, molecular function: transmembrane transporter activity. Gene Ontology annotation, biological process: transmembrane transport. The coding region runs from base 230 to 1813 and encodes 527 amino acids.